This is a messenger RNA of Carassius auratus (goldfish), 2798 nucleotides long. RefSeq names its product asc-type amino acid transporter 1-like. The record is from RefSeq and is a predicted model, not a curated record. The coding region runs from base 788 to 2296 and encodes 502 amino acids. Gene Ontology annotation, molecular function: L-amino acid transmembrane transporter activity; neutral L-amino acid transmembrane transporter activity. Lineage: Eukaryota; Metazoa; Chordata; Actinopteri; Cypriniformes; Cyprinidae. Gene Ontology annotation, biological process: D-serine transmembrane transport; D-alanine transmembrane transport. Gene Ontology annotation, cellular component: membrane. The transcript is spliced from 11 exons.
CCUCUUGAAGCUCACCAAGAGAAUACCAAGAGUGUGCAAAGCAGUAAUUUAUUGUGAUGAUCACUUGGGGUGUAUAAUCUGGUCUCUGUCUCCCUCUGUCAGUGCAUGUUUCUUCUGUAGCUCUUGUGAUCUAUUGGUUUUCUGCUCGACUUCCUCUCUUAAGCUUCGCACACUGCUGGCAGAGCUUCAGCCUUCCUGCUGGACUACAAAGCAGCUCACUCUCAGGCUUUCCUCCGGGAGAUCAGCUGAAAACGGGCCUGCUUUAUCUGCAUGCAGUGAACAGCUACAGCCACAGAUUCACGACUUGACUUCUUAAAUUCCACACUGGGGAUCCUUUCAGGACGAACGAGGAAACCUGUGCGUUGCAAACACAAGCGUGUGUGCAUGCGGGGUCACCCUGUACCCGUUCCUUCAGCUGCUCAACUAUAGGUCCUUUUAUUGACUGAAACUGCGGCAGUAAACGUGCCAUAAACUAUGUUAACUUUCUCUGUUGAUGCCCUUUUGAGAGAGAGAAAAAAGUUAUUUAUUAUUAUUAUUUAUCUGCAAAUGUCAUAAUUAUGUAUGAAUUGUUGUUUUUGUGUAAUGCCAGCCCUGUGUGCACCGCGUGUGUGGAUCAGUCGUGCCGCGCGCUCGUUAACAUUCUGGCCGGAGAGCGCGCGAUGCGGCGCCUGCGCGGCCUUUUCACCGUGUUUCAAUCCUCUGAAGAGAAGAAGCCCAGCUCUCUGUUCGUGCCCGAGCUGAAGUGGUUGGAGUAGAGAGGAAAAGGACAGAGGCUCAGAGGAGCAUCAUGAAAGACAGCGAUCUUAAACGAGACUCGGGCAUCCCUGAGCGCGUGACACUCAAGAAGGAGAUUGGACUUCUGAGCGCCUGCGCGAUCAUCAUUGGUAACAUUAUUGGCUCAGGGAUCUUCAUCUCUCCUAAGGGUGUUCUGGAGCAUUCGGGUUCGGUCGGCCUGGCGCUGGUGGUGUGGGUGCUAGGAGGAGGCGUCGCUGCCCUUGGCUCUCUUUGCUAUGCUGAACUAGGGGUCACCAUCCCUAAAUCUGGGGGAGACUAUUCCUACGUCACAGAGAUUUUUGGUGGUCUCAUGGGGUUUCUGCUGUUAUGGAGUGCAGUAUUGAUCAUGUAUCCCUCCACACUGGCAGUCAUCGCUCUCACGUUCUCCAACUAUGUGCUUCAGCCUGUUUUCCCAUACUGCAUUCCUCCAAACAUAGCCACACGCAUGCUGUCCACCAUCUGCAUAUUGUUUUUGACAUGGGUGAACUGCUACAGUGUGCGUUUGGCCACACGGAUCCAGGACGCCUUCACCGUGGGGAAGCUUCUGGCUCUGGGGCUCAUCAUUACUGUCGGUUUAGUGCAGAUCUGUGGAGGUAACUAUGAGAGCCUGACUCCACAGAUGGCCUUCAUGUUUAAUAAAGCUCCUUGCAUAGGACAGAUUGCUCUGGCAUUUCUUCACGCCUCCUUUGCUUUCAGUGGCUGGAACUUCCUCAACUAUGUCACAGAAGAAGUGGUGGAUCCAAGGAGGAAUCUGCCUCGAGCAAUAUACAUCUCCAUUCCACUGGUAACAUUUGUCUACACGCUCACAAACAUCGCGUAUUUCUCCUCCAUGUCUCCUGAGGAACUGCUGUCCUCCAACGCAGUGGCUGUUACUUUUGGUGAAAAGCUUCUAGGGGUGUUUUCCACCCUCAUGCCGAUCUCUGUGGCACUCUCCACUUUUGGGGGCAUCAAUGGUUACCUCUUCACCUCUUCCAGGUUGUGUUUCUCCGGGGCGCGGGAAGGACAUUUACCCAGUCUUCUUGCUAUGAUCCACUUUAAGCAGUGCACGCCGAUUCCAGCUUUACUCGUGUGUUGCACUGCCACAAUUGUGAUCUUGUGCAUUGGAGAAACUCACAACCUGAUAAACUAUGUGUCUUUCAUCAACUACCUCUCUUAUGGAGUCACUAUUGCUGGCCUGCUCUACUACAGAUGGAAGAAGCCAAACUUAUACAGGCCCAUCAAGGUGAGUCUCCUAGUGCCUGUGUGUUACCUGCUCUUCUGGGCUCUACUGCUGGGCUUCAGUUUGCACUCGGAGCCGCUGGUGUGUGGAGUGGGGCUGGUCAUUAUGCUGACUGGAGUGCCUGUCUAUUUCCUGGGAGUUUACUGGAAAAACAAGCCAAAAUGUGUAUAUGACUUCACUGAGUGGGCUACAUAUCUGGGACAACGAGUGUUUUUUGUCGUGUUCCCACAAAUCGAUCCUAUUGAAGCGGCAGAAUGGACGGACAGAUCUUCCUUCACAAGCAAAGCUUCUGGACCUCUCUGAAUUUUGCAUUACUUCAAUUUGGCAGCUCUUUACUAAAAAACCCACACUUUCCAGGCUUGUAGUUGUAGUAAAAGGAAAUGAAACAAUAACUGCCUCAUUUGUUUAAAUGGGCACUAUAUUUGUAUGAUUCAGUGGGUUUGAUUGGUACUGUUUCAGCCAUUAUGGAUUGUGUACUGCACUGGGUUUUUCUCACUUUUUGGUUAGGUAUGUUAUUUCUACUGCAGAAACUGUUUUUAAACCUUAUAAUUUGCUACUGGGGUUUAUAUGCAAAUGGCCUGUGUUGAUACAUGUACAGAAUCUCUCCUCUCUUUUGUAUGAUACUUCUUCAUCUGUGAUGUCUUUCCAAACACAUAACAUUUUAUACAGGCACUGCAUGCCUCACUGGUGUAAAUACAUUUAAAGUGCUUCUAACAAUGCUCACCCUUCACUUUUUUGGUUUUGGUCUUUAUUGGUUAUUAGUCUAACUAGAUUGUAACCUGCAGGCAUUUUAUUUUUUCUUUAA